Messenger RNA from Mytilus trossulus (common blue mussel), 2617 nucleotides. Its product is annotated as toll-like receptor 4. The transcript is spliced from 2 exons. Gene Ontology annotation, molecular function: protein binding; transmembrane signaling receptor activity. Gene Ontology annotation, biological process: immune response; toll-like receptor signaling pathway; inflammatory response. Bases 63 to 2525 code for a protein of 820 amino acids. NCBI's taxonomy places the organism in Eukaryota, Metazoa, Mollusca, Bivalvia, Mytilida, Mytilidae. The record is from RefSeq and is a predicted model, not a curated record. Gene Ontology annotation, cellular component: plasma membrane.
AAAACAGAGAUAUAAAUAUCUGUUUACUGAAAUAAUCUCAAGCACUUGAAGAGGGAAGAACCAUGCACAUUAUUAAAAUCAUAUUCCUUUGGAUCGUAACAGCCUUACAAGAAUCUAAAGGUUAUAGUAAUGAAACGAAAUGCAGCGUUCAAAGCACCAAUGUUAAUUGCUGCAAUUUAGCCUUGACCACAAUACCAAAGCACUUACCAGUAAACGCGACGAAUCUGGACUUAAGUAGAAACAGCAUCAAAAUAGUCAAAGGCUUUACCUUUCAGUCUUUGCGAUAUCUCACCGACCUUAAUUUAUUUAGAAAUGGGAUACAGGUAAUCGAGAAAAAUGCUUUCCAUGGAUUACAUCGUCUACGGAGUCUACAUCUUAGUUCCAAUUCUAUAGAAUUAUUUCCCGACGGCAUGUUUGACAGACUGAAUGGUUUACAAGAGUUGUCAAUUGAAUGCAAUAAACUACAAUACUUACAAGAUAAUGACAUAACAAAAAUAUUAAACAUGUUAAAGAUCGUGUCACUGAGGAAAUUUUCAUUUGACAUAUAUCCAGAUUUCAAAUUUCCCAGUCAAUUAGGGCCGUUAAGUAAGUUGACAGAUUUGGGGAUUUUCGCUAGGUCGGCUAAAGUACAAUUCAAUAAGGCAAUGUUUUCUCAUGUUAAUUUACUGCAAAUACUGUCUCUAUCCAUAGAUGUUGUACCGUUCAUAUCGGAUGAUUUUUUCGAACAUUUUCCUAAAUUAGAUUCAAUAACACUUUCGAUAGGUAUUGAUUUACCUAAAAAUCCGAUAGACCAAGUAUUCAAAUCUUUUGGAGUUUUCCGAGGAAGAAACCUGACGAGCAUUAAUAUAAAUACUGGGAGAUUUGAUAAUGGGUUUAUUUUAAAUUACAAGAGAAUGAGGUAUUUAUGGUCAAUUUGUUUGAAACGACUGACAUUGGAUAAUCUCUACAUUAAAGACAUACUCAUUUAUGCGAUGCAAGUUUUUUCUAUCAAAAGCACAUGUCUUGAGUACCUGGAAAUUUCUGAAAAUACCAUCUUCGAUCGAGGAGGUUCUUUACUUUCAGUUAUGAAAAACUUAAAAAAUUUGAAAGUAUUGAAACUUAAAAGAAAUUCGCGUAGUUCGAGAAGUAAACGCUCACAACAACCAAGCUUAUUUAGUUUCGUGCUUCCAAAAUCUCUUGAAGAAUUGUAUAUAGAGCAUAACAUGGCGGGUGAUAUGACCGAUGUUGAAUUUAUAAACGGUAUCAAUCUUCGUGUGCUAAGCCUGAAGGACAAUGAAAUGUGGUCAUGCAUUGGAACUUUUACAGGAAUUAUAAAUGUUGAAUAUUUUGACAUGUCUGGAUGGAGAUGCGAAAAGCUGUCAAUAAAUUUGCUAUAUGGUUUUCCAAAUUUAAAGACAUUGAAAGCCAGUGGGUCACAUCUAGGAAAAGGAUUUGUAAACCUUACUGGAGGUGGGUCUUUUUUUAGUAAGAAUCUGAGAUUGCAAGAUAUUAAUCUUUCGUUUAAUAGAAUAAACAGUAUACCAGAAGGACUACUUCUGCGCCGGUUUGAGCAAUUAUCAUCAGUAAACAUGUCAUAUAACAAUCUUACAAUAUUUCCUAAAUUUCAUGCAAGCAUCAAAACAUUGAAAAUAAUUGAUUUGACCUUUAACAGUAUUACACACUUCAAUAACGAAGACAUUGAACACAUUGAAAAGCUUGGAGAAGUUGAUAUACUCUUGAGAGGUAAUCCCUUUCAAUGUUCCUGUAAAACAUUACAGUUUUUAAAAUGGCUAAGUGAGACAAAUCGAGUACAGGAUAUCUUAGAUCUGACAUGUGAAACUGAAAAGGCUUCCAAAAGGUUUAUGUCUGAAGUUAUUUCUAAUCUAAAGACAUUUGAGAUGUCAUGCCAAACUAAAUUCUGGUUGCCGUUUGCCGUGUCUAUAACCUCCAUUAUCAUACUUGCUAUGAUAUUAACCGUCGUAUUCUUUCGAUAUAAAUAUGCUGUUGAGUACUUUUUACUGAGAUUCAAACUGAAAAUGAAAAAUUACAAUGAAUUGCAACAGGAAUUUAUUAAUGAUGCCUUUAUAUCAUAUAGUCACACAGAUUUGUUAUGGGUAAAACAGUUUUAUGACAGGGUAAACAGUAUGGGCUUCGAAUUAUGUCUGGACGCCAAGGACUUUAUUGCUGGUGAAAGUAUAGCAGUAAAUGUAAUAAAUGCAAUCGAUUCCAGCAGAAAGGUUAUAUUUAUUAUAACUCACGAUUUCUUAAAGAGUAGUUGGGGGUCAUAUGAAAUGGAAAUGACCCGUAUGCAUGCUUUCCAGAAAGGAAGAGAAGAUAUGGUAAUUGUUGUUGUGAAGGAUAAUAUUAAGAUAGCAGAUAUGCCGGAUGUGAUGAAGAAUAUGUGGUUUAAAAUUACAUGUAUCAAAUGGCCGAACGAUGACAACUUGCCAUACAAUACGGAGGAAAUAUUUUAUGAAAAGAUAAAAAUGUCUCUCCAAAGGAGGGAGGAUACUACUUUACUGUAUUCUAGGAAUUCAGUUGUAUAGAGCCUUUGUCAUCAUUUCAUAAAUAUAGAAUAUUAAUAAGUAUUAUGUCUAUAAGUUGGAAUCAAGAGUACGCUUUUCCUCAAGGCUUUUGU